AUGAUGAGGAAAUAUAGAAAUGCCCCCUGGUGGUGGUACGUGACCCUUCUCGCAGUUUGUGUUGCCCUAUGCCUUGUUACCGCUCUUGCCUGGCCUACCCACCUCACCUGGUGGGCCUUACUACUUGCCCUUCUCAUUUCUCUGGUCAUGACUAUCCCCAUCGGUGUGGUUCAAGCUACGACAAAUAUCCAGUUGGGAUUGAACGUUUUCACCGAAUACAUCAUUGGCUAUAUGCUUCCUGGAAGGCCACUUGCCAUGAUGUUAUUCAAGACAUAUGGUUACAUCACCAUGGUCCAAGCCCUUUCAUUCGUACAGGAUCUAAAGCUUGGUCAUUACAUGAAAGUUCCUCCACGAUCAUUGUUCUGGGGACAGCUUGUUGCUACUAUGUGGUCGUGCAUAGUUCAACUCUGUGUCCAGAUCUGGGCUUUGGAUAACAUCGCCGAUAUUUGUCAGCCACACCAAUCCAACCGGUUCACCUGCCCUCAGGGAAGAGUAUUUUUUGGCGCAUCUGUGAUAUGGGGUGUCAUUGGCCCUGCACGUAUGUUCUCUGGCAACGCACUCUACUCUAGCCUCCAGUAUUUCUGGAUCGUUGGUGCACUCAGCCCUUUGCUCUUCUAUGCACUUGCCCGCAUCUUCCCUCGUUCGAACGCACGAUUUUUGAGCGCACCCGUCAUCUUCGGAAGUGUACUAUAUAUCCCUCCUGCCACUCCAUUGAACUAUGUAAGUCUUCACUCGAGUUAUCUUAAUGGAGGUGCUUAUGCUAAUAUCAUCAAUAGUUUGCAUGGUGUAUGGUCGGCUUUGUUUUCCAGAAGUAUAUUCGCAAUAGGUUCCGUGGCUGGUGGAUGCGCUUCAAUUACAUCACAUCUGCGUCCUUAG
Molecule: messenger RNA, 876 nt
Organism: Trichophyton rubrum CBS 118892
Lineage: Eukaryota; Fungi; Ascomycota; Eurotiomycetes; Onygenales; Arthrodermataceae
Product: OPT family small oligopeptide transporter
Exons: 1
Coding region: 1-876 (291 amino acids)
Biological process (GO): transmembrane transport
Molecular function (GO): oligopeptide transmembrane transporter activity
Source: RefSeq, a predicted model, not a curated record